AUGUCUGUCGCUAGAACUGCUGGUCUUGCUCUCGCCUCUGCGGCCAUGGUCGCUGGUCACGGCUUCGUCUCCGGAAUCGUCGCUGACGGCCAAUACUACGGUGGUUACCUCGUGAACCAAUACCCUUACACCAACACCCCCCCUGAUGUUGUUGCUUGGUCCGAAACUGCUACCGACCUGGGCUUCGUUGACGGCACUGGAUACGCCAGCGGCGAUAUCAUCUGCCACAAGGAUGCUGAGAACGCCGCCCUUUCUGCCAGCAUUGCCGCUGGUGGCUCCAUCGAGUUCCAGUGGACUGAGUGGCCCGAGUCUCACCACGGUCCCGUCAUCGAGUACCUCGCCAACUGCAACGGUGACUGCUCCACCGUCGACAAGUCCACUCUCGAGUGGUUCAAGAUCUCUGAGAGUGGUCUCAUUGACGGCAGCUCUGCCCCCGGUACCUGGGCUUCCGAUGAGCUGAUUGCCAACAACAACAGCUGGACCACCACCAUCCCCAGCGGUAUUGCCGCCGGUAACUACGUCCUCCGUCACGAAAUCAUUGCCCUGCACUCCGCCGGCAACGAGAACGGCGCCCAGAACUACCCCCAGUGCUUCAACCUCGAGAUCACUGGCGGUGGCUCCGACUCCCCCUCUGGUGUCCUCGGAACCGAGCUCUACACCCCGACCGAUGAAGGUAUCCUGUUCAACAUCUACCAGCCCAUGGACUCUUACCCCAUUCCUGGUCCUGCUCUGUACUCCGGCGGCUCCUCCGGUGGCAGCCAGCCCACUAGCUCUGCUCCUGCUACCACCGCCACCUCCAGCGCUGUCCCCACCUCGGCUCCCACUGCCACCGCUACCACCACCACUCCCCCGGUCACCGUGACCACCACCCCUCCCGCUGAGACCCAGGUCGUCGUCCCCAGCGAGACCGCCGUCCCCAGUGCCACCUCCACCCCGGCACCCAGCGAGACCCCCUCCGUCCCCGACGACAGCACCAGCCUCUCGGACUACUUCGACUCCCUGAGCGCUGAAGAGUUCCUCAGCUACCUGAAGGAGACCCUCUCUUGGUUGGUCACCGACAAGGUCCACGCCCGCUCUCUCAACUAA
This is a messenger RNA of Aspergillus calidoustus, 1086 nucleotides long. The record is from the annotation of a GenBank genome assembly. NCBI's taxonomy places the organism in Eukaryota, Fungi, Ascomycota, Eurotiomycetes, Eurotiales, Aspergillaceae.